Molecule: messenger RNA, 765 nt
Organism: Gopherus evgoodei (Goodes thornscrub tortoise)
Lineage: Eukaryota; Metazoa; Chordata; Testudines; Testudinidae
Product: lithostathine-1-like
Exons: 5
Coding region: 69-674 (201 amino acids)
Molecular function (GO): signaling receptor activity
Source: RefSeq, a predicted model, not a curated record
AGCCCAGACUGAACUCCAAUACCCAGCACUGCAGACAAGAGAGACAGACGGACAGGAGAAGCGAGAAGAUGGGGCCAGUCGCCUACUUCAGCUUCUGCCUCCUCAGCUGCUUGAUCUUUAGCCCCUCACUGGAAGCCUCUCCCCGCAAUGUCCUCUCUCCCCAUCCCAACUCCUCUCUCGGAUCAGGAGUAGAGGCCAGGUACUGUCGCAGUGGCUGGCAGCCCUUCCGACGCCGUUGCUACAGGUUCUUCCCCCAAAAGAUGGCCUGGUCAGAGGCUGAGGUGCAGUGUCAGUAUCUCCACAAUGGGGCCCAUCUCGCCUCCAUUCUCUCUGCGGCAGAAGGGAAUAUGGUGGCCAGAUACAUCAGCCAGUCAGGCUCCAAGGAUGCUGUGUGGAUCGGACUCCACAACCCCCAGCAUGUUUCAAGGAAUGGAAUGAUGCUUCCUGUAACAAGCAGAACGCCUACAUCUGCAAGUAUCGACGCUAGCGAGGGGAGUGACUCGCCUGUGCCUGAAGUGGGAGCUCAGCACCUGCAAUGUAAAAGAACUGAGCUCCUUGGCCGUGAUCAGACAACGUCCCAGACAUUCGGAUGCUUUUGCUGCUUCAAGGGCCAGUCCCCUCCCUCCCUGAGAGACCAGAUCUCACUUCCCCAGCUGCAAACUCUCUUCCCCUAAGUGUCUCUGUUCUAGUUACACGCCUGCCCCUUCCCUCCCUUCCCCUCAAUGGCUGCAGCCCACUCCAAGAAUAAACUCUCCUGAGCAUGCA